AUGGCGAAAUUACAGCAGCUUCCUUGUGAAUUGAUUACUCAUAUCUUAUCUUAUAUCAGGGUACCUACCGAUUUGAUCGAUGUCGCAUUGACUUGUAGAUGGUUAUAUCCUGUCGCAACUCCACUGUUUUAUGAAAAACUCAUUAUCGCCAUCCGGAUCGGUUUGCCUCCGAUUGUCUGGGACGCCGAUUCGAUUUUUGGAAAAUUAAAGCCUCAAUGGAUUCAAUACGUCCGACAGAUCGGAAUUAUUUAUUACUACCAAGACUGCGAAGAUUGCCUCGCACCAUGGUACCUUCACAUCCCAGAUAUCAAUCUCGAUACUGGCUGGGCAGUCGAUGGAACGGAAGGGAUGGAGUUGAAACAGGUCGGACAAGCUUUAUUCAAUAACCAACUUGUCGAAAAGUUGAUCACGCGGAUUCCACCGGGUCAAUUGAAGGCGUUUAACUUUGAUACUAGGAAUACGAUGGAUUUGUAUUCUGUGGAUAUAAGUAUUGUUACUGUUCGGGCGUUAUAUCAGUAUCAGAAUACGAUAUCACAGUUGAAGAUUACAUUGAGGGAAGAUCUUGCGAAUGACUGUACUGUCUAUGAUUUCCCUUGUCUGAAAUAUUUCAAGUUCGAGGUUAAGGAUCGAAGUUCGGCAAGACAGUAUCAUUGUAUCUACGCCCUUUUGAGUAGUUGUCGAAAUACCCUGGAGGAGUUUCAUUGUCAUACGGAUAUGUUUGAUAAUCCGUUUGUUGAGCUUUCGUUAUCGACGGCGUUUGAAGAUGCUUAUAAUGACUGGAAGAACUGUGGGGAAUGUAGCCAGCAGCAGUUAUUGAGAGGUGGAGAGAAGGAAUUCGAACUACCCCGGUUGAAAGUUUGGAAUUGCAAGGAGAUGGAUCAGGCGUUUUUUGAGUUUUGUUUUAAGAGUGGGAUUGUGCAGAAGUCUCCACUGCAGAACUUCUUGACGCAGGAUGCGGAGGGAAAUGCUUUGGGACUAUAUUCUAAAUACUCCAGGUUAAAUAUUAGUGAACUUUUCCCGUCAUUGGAGAAGUAUCCUAAUAACGGACUGGGUUUGCAGAAGUAUUUGGAGACGUUUGAAGGAUUGUCGAAGAUUAUUGUUUCUAGUUUCCACGGACGGGAAUUUGGAAUCGCUUGGACUGCGGGGUUGAAGCAUCAUGCGGAUUCGCUGAAACAGGUGCACGUGAAGCUCACGGGGAUGAGGUUCCCGGUAAAAGUAUUGGAAGAGUUAGGGAGGAACUGCAGGGGUCUAGAGGUGUUUGCUUCCGAGAUGGAAGAUGGACUGCCUGCAUGCAUAUUCAACAAAGAUGCAUUUCCAAACUUGAAGUACUUCCACGAUACGACUUACAUCGGAAGUCCAGAGUGGUUGGAUAUCCCUCUUCAUAGUGAGCAGUGUCUUAGUCUGGUCUACAGCGCUCUACGGAAUGAAAUCCGAGAAGGAGAUUUAUCCGAAACUUUAAAGAUCGUUUGCUUUGGGAUACGCACUGAGUUUUCAACCCAGAAGAUAGUACAGGGACAUGCUUUUAUGAUUCAACGCAGAGAUAUUGAUUUUGCAGAAGAUGGAGAUGGAGAUGAUUCUAAGAUCGAUUGGGAUGUAGCGGAUGGAAGUACUUUAUUUUAUAGGAAUUUGAGGAUGGGUGUUCGAGGGAUUGAGGCUCUGGAGUAUCCGGAGAUUAUGGAUCGUCUGGGUGGACAUACCGAUUUGUAUGGAUAA
This is a messenger RNA of Orbilia oligospora ATCC 24927, 1713 nucleotides long. RefSeq lists its product as uncharacterized. Lineage: Eukaryota; Fungi; Ascomycota; Orbiliomycetes; Orbiliales; Orbiliaceae. The transcript has 3 exons. The record is from RefSeq and is a predicted model, not a curated record. The coding region runs from base 1 to 1713 and encodes 570 amino acids. Gene Ontology annotation, molecular function: protein binding.